This is a messenger RNA of Periophthalmus magnuspinnatus, 1934 nucleotides long. It is a transcript of the gene pitpnc1a, whose product is annotated as phosphatidylinositol transfer protein cytoplasmic 1a. Gene Ontology annotation, molecular function: phosphatidylinositol transfer activity; phosphatidylinositol binding. The transcript is spliced from 9 exons. The record is from RefSeq and is a predicted model, not a curated record. NCBI's taxonomy places the organism in Eukaryota, Metazoa, Chordata, Actinopteri, Gobiiformes, Gobiidae. Bases 434 to 1426 code for a protein of 330 amino acids. Gene Ontology annotation, cellular component: cytoplasm. Gene Ontology annotation, biological process: phospholipid transport.
ACUGGAGUGAAGCACGCGGAGGUUACGUUAGGUAACGUUUCAGUGCUGCACAUUAUAGAGACUCAUAGUAUUUUUCACCGAGGAACACGAGCUUUCACCUCCGAGAGCAAACAAGAAACGUGCGUAAGACCAUUCCGCCUCUGGACUUUAUUUAUUCCAACUUCUCACACUUAAUUCGUGUGUAAUAUUUGUGCGCAAGAGACAUUGUGUGUUGGUAAUAGUAUUGACUAAAUCUUGAGGAUAGAUUUGGCACAUGGAGUUGUAAAUUCUCCUGAAUGUACGCGCCAAUGCAGAGGAAAGUGGACGACUAUCCGGGGAAUUAGUGAAGCUUUGUUUGUGCUGGACUCAACAAAUGACGUUGUAUCUGGGUUUAUCUGAACACUGAGGUUGAACGGGUCGAAUUCAUCAGCCCCGCUCCUCUUCUGCAAAUAUAAUGUUGAUGAAGGAGUACCGCAUCUGUAUGCCUCUCACAGUGGAGGAGUACCGGGUGGGACAGCUGUAUAUGAUCAGCAAACACAGCCAUGAGCAGAGCGAGCGUGGGGAAGGCGUUGAGGUGGUCCAAAAUGAACCCUAUGAAGAUCCAGAGCACGGGCAAGGCCAGUUCACAGAGAAACGAAUCUACCUCAACAACAAGUUGCCAAGUUGGGCCAGAGCUGUCGUCCCCAGGAUUUUUUAUGUCACGGAAAAGGCUUGGAAUUAUUAUCCGUACACCAUUACAGAGUACACAUGCUCCUUUCUGCCCAAGUUUUCCAUCCACAUUGAGACUAAGUAUGAAGACAACAAAGGCACCAAUGACCAUAUCUUUGGAGGGGAGCCCAGAGAGGAUGAAACCGAGGUGUGCAUGGUGGAUAUUGCUUAUGACGAGGUCCCGGAGCGCCACUACAAAGAGUCAGAGGAUCUGCGUUAUUUCCAGUCCAAAAAGACAAAUCGUGGUUUGCUUCCAGGGGGAUGGAUGGACACUCAGGACCCCAUCAUGUGUUCCUACAAACUCGUCACAGUCAAGUUUGAAGUAUGGGGCUUACAGACUCGGGUGGAACAGUUUGUACACAAGGUGAUUCGAGAUGUUCUGCUGUUAGGACACAGGCAAGCCUUCGCCUGGAUUGAUGAGUGGAUAGAUAUGACCAUGGAGGAGGUCCGCGAGUAUGAACGAGCCACACAGGAAGCCACAAACCAAAAGAUUGGAUCAUUCCCUCCAGCCAUCUCCAUCACUGAGACCCCAUUGCCAAUGAACUCCCGCAAUGGCCCCAACAGCGCCCCCUCCACACCUCUCUCCAGCGAAGCACCUGAUUUCCUCUCUGUCCCCAAAGAGCGACCAAGGAAGAAGUCAGCCCCUGAGACUUUAACCCUGCCUGAUCCGGGACGGCGGGACUCCCUUUUUAAACUCCCCAGCUUUUUCUCAUGGAAUUCCAGUCCACAACCCGAAUGAGAACAGGCCGGUGUGAUCCAGCCACUGUUGUAUCUCUAAAUGUCCCGUGGAUCAGAGGAGGAUGACUGCACAUCCCUUAAACGUCCCUCUGCCAGCUCAAGUGAAGCAGACUUUUCACUACCCUGGUGAUCCUAGCUCCCCCUGCGCUCCAGAAGACAUGCCGGUGACGUCUUCUGCCAGAUACUGCUCCCACGCUGUCUGAAAGCUGAUGAGACAGGUAACCUACAGAGGAGAGGUUCUUCAACAAAAAUCAUCUGAGACUAUCCGCUGAAUAAGUUCAAUCUUAGUUUACAUUCCUCUAGUUCCACAUAUUUCUUAUCCUUUAUCUGAAUCUAUUUAAAUGGUAUAUAAACUGUAUGGUGAGUAGAAUUUGGAAGUGGACUGUGAGGUUAGUGUAUUGGUGCAAAUAAAAAGUAUGUAGAUGAAAUUGAGAGAUAUAUUGGUAACGUAUUUCAGUAAUGCUGUCCCCUUGUGUUCUGAAUGUUUUGAACAAUCCCUCUACUGUAUA